Molecule: messenger RNA, 2632 nt
Organism: Salvia hispanica
Lineage: Eukaryota; Viridiplantae; Streptophyta; Magnoliopsida; Lamiales; Lamiaceae
Source: RefSeq, a predicted model, not a curated record
GAAAAAGGAAAAGGAAAAGGAAAAGGAAAAGGAGAUUGAUUGAAUGAAUUACUAGUUUGGUAACAAACAGUCUAUAUAUAUAGAGACGUGUGAUUUGAGUAGACAGCCACACACAGAGAUAGAGUGAGAGGGGAAAAAAAAAAGAGAAAGAAAAAUGAGUGAGAAAGGAAAGGAGAUAGUAGUAUUUGAGAUGGAAAUAAAAAAAGGAAAAAUGAGGGAGACCUGGAAGGAGAUAGAGGGGGAUGAGAGGGAGAUGGUGCUUCACUGGAGCCACGAGCAUCCACUUAGUUUGGUGAAAACUCGCGAAGGAGAAUACUGUUAUGGGUGUGAAGAGCGGUUUAGCAGCGGAGAGCAUGCUUAUGGAUGCAGCAUUGAGGGAUGUGAGUAUUCAAACUUAUUACACGAAGAUUGUGCAGCGAUGGCGAGAGAGAUACAGCAUCCGUUGCACCACCCUCGGCACAUCCUCAUCCAACAACAUCUUUACACUCUAAAAGAUGUGACAUCUGUAAACAGAUUAUUCGGUCCAUUGGCUACAGAUGUACCUCCCAGAUGGAUGCCAUGAUUAAUGCAACAACGGGUGAAGACGACAGUGAUGGUGAUUAUGAGGAGGAGGACGGAUACUGGGGCAACUUGGAACAUCCAAGUCACCCCAUUCAUCCGUUGAAGCUGACGAAGAGAAGGUAUUACCUCAACUGCAAUGCCUGUGGCACCACACGCAGAGGGAGUUCCUUCAUGUGCACCAUAGAUGCUUGUGGAUAUCUGAUCCACCAUAGAUGUGCUUUGUUGCCUCUCACCAUGCGUGGGGAAGAACAUCAUCACUAUCUUUCUCUCUCUUUUCAAGUCCCACAAGAAUAUAUUGACAAUGGCUACAAAUGUGAUGUAUGCACCAAAUCAUUGUUACCCGACCACUGGAUAUAUCAUUGUCGACUCUGCAGAUAUAUUGUCCACAUCGCAUGUUCCUUCAGCGAGCUGUCUCGCCUAUGUACCAUCCAGAUGCACCUGAGAUGCGCACAAGCUAGUGGCAUGAUCGAUGCAACAGGCGAUCAUGAUGAGCAACGGAGCGACAUCAUAGAUCAUUCAAGUCAUCCUGACCAUAAAUUGAAGUUGUUGAGGAAAAGGUGUUCCUUCAAGUGCGAUGCUUGCGGAACCACACGCAGAGGGAGUUCCUACACAUGCACUGCAGAUGCUUGCCAGUAUUUGGUCCAUGAGAAAUGUGCUUCCUUGCCUCAGAACUUGAAAAGGGAAGACCAUCAUCACUCUCUUACUCUGUCUUAUCAUGUCCCACUAGAAUAUAUAAAAUUUCGCUACAAAUGUGAUCUAUGCAACAAAUCCUUUCUAUCCAAAACUUGGAUAUAUCAUUGUCAAAUUUGCAGAUUUAUUGUCCACAUCAAGUGCGCCUUCAACAAGCAACCUCGCAUCACUGAAAAUAUUGGGAAAGACAUAAUCCAUCUUCCGACAAAUAAGGUGGCUGAGGAACUCAUUACACCUUUUGUGAUGAGACAAGCCGGAGGAGAAACAUUGAUACCACCCAUUGCCAUACCUAAUAAUGUUGAUGAGUUAGUGAAUGUGAAACACUAUGAGUUUCUUCAUCACCAACAUCAACUCACUUUAGUCUCAUCUGGCAAUCGAAGCCAAGAAGAAGAAGAAGAAGAAGAGGAGGAGAAUUAUGGAGUGAGAUCGGAAUUGAUAUGUAAUGGGUGCAUCACUCCUAUAUCAUCAACUAAUAAGUUUUACUACAUGAGUUGUAGUGAAUGCAAAUACAAUCUUCACCUGGCCUGCUUUCACUUGCCGCCUCACCUCCUCUCUCUACCACUCCACCUUGAUAAUCACCCCCUACACCUCCGAUCCUGUAACAAAUUCCAGCCUUGGAAAUGUCGUCGUUGCAGCAUCUGUAAGUAUGAAAUGAAUGGGUUGUUUUACACUUGUGCAACGUGCAGCUUCGAAGUUGAUAUCAAGUGUGCUUGUAUGCCGGAUACCAUACACCAUGCAGCUCAUCCGCGACAUCUCCUCAAUUAUGUGACUAAUUGGAAUACGCGGCGCUUGUCGUGUGCUGCUGAAUGUGGCAGAGACAUACUCCAUCGAGAUUGCUACAGGUGCUCCAGCAGCACAUGUGAUUUCAUCGUGCACUUUUCAUGCGCGGUGCUGCCGGCAUCAACCACCAGCCGUAGAUGGGACAAGCACCACCAGCUGCUGCUGACGUACGACGCCACUCUCGACCAUCCCGGUGAUUUCUACUGCAAUCAGUGCGAAACACAGAUGAAUCCCAAGAGUUGGAUGUAUCACUGCCGCGCCUGCCAUCUAUCCUUCCAUCCUAAAUGCUUUCCAACUACAUCCGGCGAGUUUAGAAACGUGAAGUUGGGGCAGGAAUAUGAAGUGAGUGCAGAAACCCAUCCACACCAUCUCACCUUUCAACUUCUCACCACAAAACGCCGCUGCGACAUUUGUCAAAUAGAUAAUUAUGAACAUGAAGGAUUUUACUGUGCAUUAUGCAACUUCUUCAUUUGUUACUAUUUCUGUGGUGCAAAAAUGAUCAAAAAUGAGGACAUGAAGGCUUUCGAUUGAGAGAUUUUUUUGUUUGUUUGUUUGUUUCAGAUCAUUAGUUCAGUAGUAUGUUGUUUACCGCUUCCUCUUG